GGUCGAACCCUGUGCACCCCGCUCCUACUGCUGUAGGUCUUGGAGUGGAACAGAAUGGUUUUUAACCCUUCCGCUUCCAGAGAUAGUUACCAUAACUCCCAGAUAUCCGCCUUUUGGGAAGGAGCGAGCCCGGGAGGGCUCGACACGCACCCAGGGUGACGACCUCGGAUGAUUGGCUGGCAAACUGAGGCCCACGGAGGGAAGUGACCUGUUCGAUGGCCCACAGGAAAAUAGACGCUGAAUCCGUCUAGAACCCCGGCCUUUCAGGCCAUGUUCUCGCUUCUACACCCAGAGGGUCCCCUUAGGAAACUCCCGACCGUGUGUCCUCUGAGCCCGGAAUCUCCCCGGAGUUUGCGCACAGUUUGGCAUCCUGUAAACUUCUUCCGCGGCUCCGCACCAGCUUCACGGGGCCAGGAGAGAGGGCUCCGGCCGCUGGAGCCCGAGCGGACAGCCGAGAAGCAUCCUUCGCCCGCUUCGGCCGCGCCACCGCCCAUGCUACAGCUAGUCCGGGGCGGCGACCCCGCGGCCGGAGCCAGCCGCUUGUUGACCUCAGACUGGCCCUUGCUCGCCGCCCGGGGCGACCCCGCUGAGCCCCGGGCCCCAGAGAGGGACCCGCGCCCCGCGAUGGCUCGGCUGACGCAGCGCCGCGCUGGGUGCCGGCUUUCUGCCCGCUGAGACGCGCCCGGCAGGGGACCGGCGGAGCCUAGGCUUCCCACGCCGCACCCUUCCCCCUUCUGGGGGCUCUGCUGCAGCUUCCGGGCAGCGAGGGGCCAGGGGGCAGAGACAAAGCCCACUUUGUGCGGGGAGUUGGCUGCGGGCGUGGAAUGUGCGCGUCGGCGCGUGCCCCCUCCCCGCACCCAGCCAGCUGCGAGUCCUGGCUUCGGGACUGGCCGCGGUGAAGAAAUCGCGUCCCCUCGCUGCCCCGGGUCUGGGUGGUCCAGACUCAGAGCUGAUGCAGCCUGAAGCCCCCUCGGUACUCCCUCCCCUCCUAAGCGCGCAGGUGUGAGCGUGCGGUAUUUUGUGGAGGAAUUGGUUCUCUCCAAAACUAGGACCUGGGCCUCCCAGAGUAGGCACCCGUGCCUUGACCCUCUCUGUGGCCUCGGUUCUGAGCUGUCUGGCCUCAGUUGCACCCGCCCACCGCACCCCACCCCGACUUUUCUCCUCUUUGCAAACCCAGACUGAUUGCUGCCCGUUAUUGUUCUCGCUGUCAAAUGGGGGUGCUUUCUGAAGGCUGCCAAGUUGGAGUGUGUUCUCUUUAUCUUGUUUUUCAAACGAUGCAAGGCCUCCAAGGCUGACCCCAGACCACCAACCCACUCUGUCUCUCCACUUCCCAUUGAGGCACUGAUUUUUUUCUUACCGAAUAGUAUUUUAUUGUACCGGAGCCACGCCCUGGUUUCUUAAAGGCGCCUUGCACUCUGUUUGGCCAUGUGUUAUCUCUGCAGCCGGUGUGUGGGAGGCCUCCUGUGAGCCACCUAUUUUUUUUCCUGCCUCCCCAUACUUCCUUCUGCCUCCCGUCAAAGAUUCGGGGAUGCCAGGAGGGAAGAAGGUGGUUGGGGGCGCUGCUGCCCCCACUACUGCCGCUGCAGCCUCCUCUGGGGUCAGGCAUUUGGAGACCAACGAAGGAGCUUCAGCCCAGAGAGAUGAGGAGCCAGAGGAGGAAGGGGAAGAGGACCUGCGAGAUGGAGGUGUCCCCUUCUUUGUUAACCGAGGUGGGCUGCCUGUGGACGAGGCCACCUGGGAAAGGAUGUGGAAGCAUGUGGCCAAGAUCCACCCCGAUGGAGAAAAGGUGGCCCAGCGGAUCCGUGGAGCCACGGACCUGCCCAAGAUUCCCAUACCGACUGUGCCUACGUUCCAGCCCUCCACACCCAUCCCUGAGCGCCUGGAAGCCGUGCAGCGCUACAUCAGGGAGCUGCAAUACAAUCACACAGGGACCCAGUUCUUUGAAAUUAAGAAGAGCAGGCCCCUCACAGGGCUGAUGGACCUGGCCAAGGAAAUGACCAAAGAGGCUCUGCCAAUCAAAUGCCUGGAAGCUGUGAUCUUGGGAAUUUACCUCACCAACAGCAUGCCAACCCUGGAACGCUUCCCCAUCAGCUUCAAGACCCACUUCUCAGGGAACUACUUCCGCCACAUUGUGCUGGGGGUGAACUUCGGGGGCCGCUACGGGGCGCUGGGCAUGAGCAGGCGCGAGGACCUGAUGUACAAGCCGCCAGCCUUCCGCACGCUCAGCGAGCUGGUGCUGGACUACGAGGCCGCCUACGGCCGCUGCUGGCACGUGCUGAAGAAGGUGAAGCUGGGCCAGUGCGUGUCCCACGACCCGCACAGCGUGGAGCAGAUCGAGUGGAAGCACUCUGUCCUGGAUGUGGACAAGCUGGGCCGCGAGGACUUACGCAAGGAGCUGGAGCGGCACGCCCGCGACAUGCGGCUCAAGAUCGGCAAAGGGACUGGCCCUCCCUCCCCAACCAAGGACCGGAAGAAGGAUGUGUCCUCCCCACAGCGGGGCCAGUCUAGCCCCCACCGCAGGAACAGCCGCAGCGAAAGGCGGCCUUCAGGUGAGAAGAAGCCUUCCGAGCCCAAAGCCAUGCCAGACCUCAAUGGGUACCAGAUCCGGGUGUGAGACGGUGGCAGCACCCCAGCCUCACCCACUUCUUGGGGCCAGGAUCACCUGCCAGAACCAGCCUGGCCCGUGAACGAUGGGCUGGUGACGGGGCCAGUGCCGGGGCUGGUGGGAGGCUGCAGGAAGAGUGUGCUCCAGCUCAGGUACUCGAGCGGCUGCCCCUCCCACUGGGCCAAGCCUCAUCGCUUUGGAUCGAGAAGCAGUUAGUAUUUUAUUUAGAGUUUUUAACUUGACAACUAAAGUUUACGGUUUUUGGAGAAAACUAAAAAUGGAAUAGAUCUGCCAAUGUCUGGCAGGCCAGUGCUUAGGAGAUCUCACUGCCUCAGGGCUGGGCGAGGAGGGCCGUUGGCUCCCAGGGUCCCCCUGCCCCUGGCGACUGUCUGGGAUUUGGGCCUAUCCCUGUGCGGGAGCUCUCCCGGCCCGCUGCGUGGUGGGACGCCCUAUGUGGGGUGGCACAGGUGACGCCUCCCCCGAGUGUGGAAGGCCGUGGCCCAGGAGCCCCGUGGACAGAUGGCACCGCUGUGUAGACACUGCCUACUGGCACACCCCGUGCUGGGCGCUGUGGGAGUGCCCAGGAGAGAAGCACAGCGGGCAGAGUUCCAGGCCCCCAGCCCCUUUUGCUCAGGUCAGCUAUACCUGCUGCUGAACCUGGAGAUCCCUGCAGAGGCGCUACGCUUUGCUGAGGGCUCUGCCUUGCAAUGGGCUCAGUGUGAUUGUGGGGACUGAGCAAAGCAGGUGGCUCCAGGAACGGUGGCCAGAGACAGGGUGGUGUGCUCCUGGGUCUGUCCCCAGGGGGUGGGCCCUGCCUCCCUGCUUUCUAUUGCCUCAGCCCUUGCUGGGUGAAUGACAACCAGAUCGGAAUGCUUUUGGCCUGGGCCCAGCUCCCCUCAGUUAGCAGCCCGUUUAGGUUUGGGCGUCCCAGUGACCAUCAGGCCUGUUGUCAGGGACGGACCUGAACAGCCAGCGUCUGUACAGCCUUCCUGUCUGGCAUGAGGGAACUGGCAGGCAGGGGAGAGGCUGUGGAAAGUGCUUGAAGGGGGAAUGAGGAGGAGUAGGCGGAGGGGACAGUGCGGCCCCCGAGGAGGGUCGGAGCCUGAGAGCUGGGAGGGGUAAGUGAUGAAAGGAUGUGGGGGAUUUCGGAGUUGGCUGCCUUGGAAAGUGGUGAGUUCCUGUUGCUGGAGGUAUUCAAGCAACUACUAGAUGGCUACUUGUCAGGAAGCUGUUGAGAGGACUCGGGUUGUGGAAGGGUAGCUGGAUGGUUCCUUUUUACUGAGAGGCUAUGAUUCAGCCAGGGGCAGCCAUCAGUAAGGCUGCAGAGGGGCUGGGAGCCUGGGAAGGGGAAGAUCAGAACUACAGUUAGAAACUCAAAUGCCUUACAGGGCCAGGCAGGUGAUCAAAAGGAGGACUGCAGGGCUGGGUGGGGACUGUGGCAAACUAAAGAGGGCGUUAACCUCAUUAAAGCAGCGGCUGCUGCUCAGUUUUUCUCAGAGUGCAGGCCCUGCAUUGCCAGAUUUUCUGAUUUUUUAGAGGCCAGAACUCUGAAUUUUUAUGAGAUAAUCCUGAUUUUUGAAUGUCGGCAAUCAGUUCAGGAAAUUUGAAAAAUGGGAAAGAACAUGUGGGUCUGUAAUCUGUGCCGUAGAGAGAGAGUUGUGCUGGGGAAUAAGUAUGAAAGUUCCAGGCUUGCCAGGGCUGCUGGGCCAGGGCAGGGCCUUGCUGUUGAGGCUCCCGCGUCCAUUCAUGUCACUCCCUGCAGACCAGAGACACACCAGAGACCUCACGGCUGCCCUGUCACCAGAGCAGGUAGAGUGGAGAGAAUGCACCUCUCGGUCUGCCCAGGGCAUGGACGGUGCCCUGGAAGCAAGGAGAGGAGGGAGGGACACAGAUUUCCUUUGCUGAUGUGAAUGCCGUCAGGGAAGGCACCAGGGGCCAGCAGCUCUGCAAACCAGCAGCUGCUAGCCCUGAGCCCGGCUCAGCCAGGGGGCCAGCUGGCCAGUCCCUUGGGUUCUUCAUGGAUCCCCAGAGAGGUAUUUAACCUGCCCCCUUGGGCUGCACUGCAGCCAUUGUGACCACUGACCCACCAUCCAUCCCAGUUUUGCCAUCAGGGAGUGGGGUGGCAGUCCCAGUAUUGCCACGUUCAUCUGAGGCAGACGUGGCUCACUUUGGGGAGGCAUGAGGCCAACAAGAGGCUGCUCCUGGGCCUGUGUCCGAGUGCCUGUGCAGGCCGCUCAUCAGAGGACGUGGCCCUGGGGGCCCCGUUGGACCACAGGGCCUGAGGGCAGGGGAGGUAGGAGGGAGCUGGGAGCUUGGGUGAGGGGCACCCGGGGAGCUACUCCUGGCACAGGAGCCUAGAAGGAUGCUCCGACCUGCAGCCUCUGGGGAGCAGGGGGCUGACCAGCCCCUGCUGGUAACCCCUGAGCACUCCCCCUUUCCGGCUGAGACCACCAUAGGAUACAGUGGUGCUUUUUAAUUUAGUUUAACUGUUUCUCAUAUGUAGCAACCCCGCUGCCCCUCCGGGCGUGUUUACACAGGCUCUGCUCCCUGGGGGCAGCCUGGCUGCAGAGUUCUGGGGAGGCAGAGGCAGGGACUUCGGGGCCUUAGUCACCGUCCUCAGUGUCACCUCAUCGCACUUCCUGUGAGGAGCAAGGAGCCUGGCUCCUCCUCCUGACUCAGGACUGCCUUUUGGCCCUCAGCCUGGGCUCCGCUGCCCCCCAGAGAGCGGGCGGCUGGCUGAGGGGGGGGGUCGAGGUGAGGUCGGAGAAAGCUGCCAGAUGAAGGUGGAUGGAUCGGGUGGGGCUGGGCGAUUGCUCCCCAGAGCCGGGCUCCUUGUGCUUCGUGCGAGGAAACUGGGCUGAGAUAGCCAACCCCCACCCACCUCACUGACAGUCCUCUCCCUCCCCUGGCCUCAACAGUCACCUUCACCCAUCCCACCAGCCACCCCACCCUUCCUGGACCUGGUCAAAUGAGGAGAGGGGUAGCCCCUGGGUCUGACGGGGAAGCCUGGGGCCAGGGUUCUGAGGAGCAGAGCCCAGAGGGCCGUGUCUGGCUCCAGCCCUGCCAUCUCGCACCCCACACCUUCCAGCUGGGGCUUGACUUCCCGUCUCUGGGUCUCUGGGAUGGGUCUGAUUCCGGCCAGCAGCCCAGACAGGAGGCCCAGGCACGGCCUGUGUGCGCGCGCUGGCCUCCUGUCUGGGCGACUGUCAGGCUUCGCUGCAGGAGCAUCCCCCACCCCGCCCCCCAGGCCCACCUCUAGCCUCGGAGCACAGGGCGGUGAGAGCUGGGUCCCUGCCGACUGCAGUCUGUGUCAGAGCUGCCCCACGGUGACAUUCCACUUCCCUCCUUCCCUUCCCAGGGAGAAGCCCGAGGGAAGCGCAGGGAGGUCCUCCAGAUGAGUGGGGGGUGGGCAGUGGGUGCGGGGAGGUCCACCCCAGGCCAGGCAGGGCUGCGGCAGUGCCCGGCAGUGUCAACCCCUUGCUCCGUCUCCGUGCUCCGACUCCCAGGUUUCCCUUUUUCUUCAAAUCUGACAAUAGAAGAGACGGGGUGUGCUUGGCCCCAGGCCUGGCGAUGGUGGCUGCCCCGCUCCUGGAGUUUGUGCUGGGCUGCGUGUUCUACUAGAUUUUGUUCUUCCUCUUUUCAUACAGUAUUGCGCCCCCACUUCCACUUUUACACUUCGUCUCAUUCCUGUUCUCACCCCACCCCCCUGCCAAAAUGAAUAAAGUCUCCCCAGCUCUGGUUGUAUGGGCUGGGCGGAAACCAUGA
Messenger RNA from Artibeus jamaicensis (Jamaican fruit-eating bat), 6370 nucleotides. RefSeq names its product vasohibin 1 (gene VASH1). Gene Ontology annotation, cellular component: cytoplasm. Bases 1529 to 2614 code for a protein of 361 amino acids. Gene Ontology annotation, biological process: regulation of angiogenesis. The record is from RefSeq and is a predicted model, not a curated record. The transcript is spliced from 8 exons. Lineage: Eukaryota; Metazoa; Chordata; Mammalia; Chiroptera; Phyllostomidae.